GAACGGCUCGACGCAUAUCUUUCUUGAUCUCAGCAAUCCUCCCCCCCAGGAAUUAAUGUCUCACUGACCUCUCCAGCUUCUUUCUCCUUUUCCCGCUCUUUCUUGUACAUCCUUUUCUGCUCCCAGCUUCUGCUUCUGCCUCGAUACUUUCGUUGAUCCUGCCGUAGUUCCCCGGAGCCACUUGGGCAGAGACCUUGGCAACUCCUACACUUUGACCACAUUCCUUAAGCUCAAAAAGCGUUCGACCUGCUGGCCUAGGUCGCUGAACUGUUGAAAAAAGAGCUUGCAUUUUUGUCCGGGACGCGGGAGAAGGAAAAAAACCCCUCCAGAAAUCCGAUUACCAAAAAGAUGGCGGUUGCACAGUUAGUCUCUCUCUUCGAGACUCUACACGAAGAAGCAUCCAUUAAACCCAGGCCCAGGAGCUUUCGCAGCCACACCUCGUCGUCGAAGGUCCGUCUCCAUCUCCAGACCAUCUUCAGCCACAAUCCUCUGCACCGAUCGUCAGCAAAGAGCCCCUCGAGCGGCAACAUGACCUCGUCCUCGUCCACAUCCUCGUCCGUCAGAUCCUCGCCGAGUUCCUCCUAUAGCAGCUUCGGCGGCCGACGACGAGUACCUACCAACGACCUUGAUUCAGCCAUCCUCUCCCCGAUUUCGGCCCUGUCGAGCCCUAACAUCCGCCGCCAACCCUCUGCCAUCGACCUGGCCCUCGAAGCUGAACGGUACGCCGACGAAGCCGAGAUCAUCGGGCUGGGCCUGUUGGAACCCAGACCCCGAGCGAACACGGGUGCCUCGACGGCGUCGUCCGCACAGUGCUCGAUGAUGGAGUUCAUGAGUGAGACCAUGCAGACGCCCGUGGUGUUGGACGGUAUCUUUGAGGUCAUGGAACGUGCAUGAUGAUAACAGACACUGAAGAGGCCAGACGGAUCAGUCUGACCCCUUUGCAUGGCACUUCCGCCCUUCAAUUCGGUAGUCCAUGGGUCCAACUGAGGACUUUUUUUUGCUUCUUCGACGGUUCUUGGGAGGGCGCUUGGAAUGUACAACGAAAGUUAUGAUGUAUGCAAAAUGAGCAUGGAAAUGCUUUUUCUUUUGAUUCUUGACGGCAUCCUGGGAAAUGGUGGCAGUGAGGAACAGGAGGUCAUGUAUUUUAUGAUACCAACUUAUAGCACGCUAAUACAGAGGCACAGAGAGCGAUCUUGGACGUCAAGGAAGGCCUUUCUUUUCUUUCUUUUUGUCAGGGUAAAAUGAA
Cladophialophora immunda is the source of this 1246-nucleotide messenger RNA. RefSeq lists its product as uncharacterized. NCBI's taxonomy places the organism in Eukaryota, Fungi, Ascomycota, Eurotiomycetes, Chaetothyriales, Herpotrichiellaceae. The transcript has a single exon. The record is from RefSeq and is a predicted model, not a curated record. Bases 349 to 894 code for a protein of 181 amino acids.